AUGUUUUUUGUUUUUUUUCACGUUUCUACUUUUCAGAUUUAUGCGCCACUGAAAGUGACCCUAAACGACUGUUUAGCGUGUAGUGGUUGUGUCACCAGUGCGGAAGUUGUACUCAUUGAGGAACAACGACCGGAAGAAUUAAAAUCUUAUAUUUGUGUUGUUGUACCUCCUGCUGCUUGUAGCAUACUAACCCCGAAAAGAAUCUUCUACAAUGCAUUUUUGUUGGAUUUGAUUAUUUAUUGCCUGUUUAUAGGGUGGGUAUGUUAUGCGGAAAAAACUCAAAGAGAAAAUAUAGUCAAUCUCAUAUCUCAUGCAAGGUCUCCACAGGCAGUAAUGGGUUCGAUAAUAAAGGACUACGUUGGACGAAAGUUUGUAGGCUAUUCAGCUGACGAAAUUUUUCAUUUCACGGUGAUGCCGUGUUACGACAAAAAAUUGGAAGCUUCUAGGAGCAAUCUGACGUUCGAAGAAACGACGAUACCAGAAGUGGACUGCGUCUUAAGUACAGGCAUCUUCAGCGAAACAGAUAUCAAAGUUGAUCAAUACUUUCAUCGUCAUGCCUUGUAUACGCUAUAUUUCUUUAGCUUAUGUACAUGGUUGCAGUAUCCCGUUGACGAGUUUGAGCGGUACGUUGGCCAGCAGCAAACAUAUUUCGAUACUGGUUCCGGAGGAUACGCCGACUAUGUCUUUCGACGUUUUCUUAACGGUUAUCGAUCAAUCCAUCUGUCAUUUUGUAGAAACAGAGACAUGACUGAAUUUUCGCUCCUUGCUAAGGACGGUCAUAAGUUGUUGAAAAUGGCGCUGUGUUACGGUUUUCGUAAUAUACAGAACAUAAUUCGAAAAAUUAACCAAGGAAAAUGUGAAUAUGAUUUUAUCGAAGUGAUGGCUUGUCCUUCAGGAUGUUUAAACGGCGGCGGAAAUUACUCAGCGGCUGAAACGAGGAAAGCGAUGUUUGCCGAGGUCGAGAAGAUAUAUGACAAGACAAAUAAUCCUGAUCCAAGAGCGAGUGGCGACGUUGCUGUGGUAAUGACCGAAUGGCUCGAAGAUUUGAACAGUGACAAAGCGAAGACACGUCUGUACACUGAUUAUCACGUGAUUGAAAAAACGACGAAGAAAGGCUUCACAUUCAAGUGGUGA
Molecule: messenger RNA, 1134 nt
Organism: Soboliphyme baturini
Lineage: Eukaryota; Metazoa; Nematoda; Enoplea; Dioctophymatida; Soboliphymatidae
Source: the annotation of a GenBank genome assembly